This is a messenger RNA of Biomphalaria glabrata, 1311 nucleotides long. Its product is annotated as GTPase IMAP family member 7-like. NCBI's taxonomy places the organism in Eukaryota, Metazoa, Mollusca, Gastropoda, Planorbidae. Gene Ontology annotation, molecular function: GTP binding. Bases 380 to 1291 code for a protein of 303 amino acids. The transcript is spliced from 2 exons. The record is from RefSeq and is a predicted model, not a curated record.
UACCCGACUCCACGUCAUUUCAAUGUGUCUGGGCCAGUUAUCUCUCUUUGACCAUCUGUUCCUACUUGGUACUAUGACACUACGUUAUCUUUAUACAGUGAUACAAUAGAUUCCAAUAGGCUAAGCUAGUAUCUUCUAUAAUAUAGGCGUGAUCCUAAAGUAAACAUUGCGCUGAAAUGUACUAUAUUUAAGUUCUUGUGUGUAGAGCUCUACUCUACAUAGAACUUCAAUAGUUCUUGAUCCAAGACUUUUAAAUAGAAAUAAAGAUUAGUGCUAGUUACACAAGGACUGUAACAGAAGUUAUAGACAUGACUCUACAAAAGAAAGGUCAUGGCAUCGUCUUAUCAAAAAGACAUUAAUCUUCUCUUAUUUGACAGACAUGGCAUCGUCUCAUCAAAAAGACAUUAAUCUUCUCUUAAUUGGAAAGACUGGGAACGGGAAAAGUGCUUUAGGAAAUUCUAUUUUAAGAACUGUUCUAUUUGUUUCGACAUCUAGUACCACCUCAGUAACUACCAGCAUUGCUGAAGCACAUACAGACUUCAAUGGGCGCCGUAUCAAUGUUGUGGACGGUCCCGGGGUCGGAGACACGCGUGUUGACAACGAACUUGCCACGGUGUUAGUCUUGGAAGCCAUGAAUGAAGCCAUCAGGUCUAGCCCGAAUGGUUAUAACGCUUUAUUGCUUGUUGUACGCUUUGGUCGAUUUUCUAAUGAAGACAAAGACACAGUGGACUUUCUGAAGAAGUUAUUUGGGGUCGAGUCUGUGAAACAAAACUGUAUUUUGGUUAUAACUCACGGGGAUGACUUUGAAAGUGAAGAAAGCGGUGAAGGGUUUGAAGAAUGGUGUGCUGCACAGCAAGGCGUAUUUCAAGAGUUGUUGCAAGAGUGUCAUCAUCGCGCUGUUCUAUUCAAUAAUAAAACAAAGGACAAAAGCACCCAGGACAGACAGUUGAAAGCAUUGAUCGAAAUGGUGGAUCAGCUUGACAAUGUCUACACAGAUGAACACUUUUCCAAAGCAAUUCCAGGACGAAUCCAUUUAAUGAUAGAAGCAAGGAGACCUAUCAUUUCAUUUGAAACAUCUUUUGAAAUUCAAAAAAUCACUGAGAAGCUUGAGCGCCUUCAUUUCAACGGCAAUCCAGCGAAUAGAACAAAAAAUCUUGAUGAAAUAUUCAUGGAAGCUCUAGAACUCCAAGACUUGCUUGAUGCCCAGGACGCACAGACUGGUUUGUUGGAGAAUGAAAAGACAGAAGUGAAAAUAUUACUAAAUGAGAUAACUUCCAAGUAUACGUUGUAAUAAAAGUAUUUGACACAUUU